AUGACAGAACAGUGUGCUGUGUGUACUCAACCAGGAUGGGAGAACUUGAAGGCCAAGAUCACCAUCAUGUUGGAAGGUUCUUGCACUGUUGGUAAAUACUGCCACAAGCUUUCUAUGUGUGCUUACGAUGCCGCAGCUUAUCCCAACUCCACUGGUGGUAUUGAAUAUGCAUGGGAGUUGCUCAACGAGUUGAAGGCCCGUACGGUUUCUGAUGGUAUUCUCACACAAGAGCAGUUCGACUUCCUCUUCGACAUCCACGGUUCUUUGUUUGCUAUUCAUGACUGGGAAUGGGUUAGGUGUUAUUAUAGCGAUAAGUUUUCUCGCGAGAUGGGGUAUUCUAAUUGUCUUCAUGAAUACCACACCUCCGCGAACAAGUGCCGAACAGAAUGA
Perkinsus marinus ATCC 50983 is the source of this 390-nucleotide messenger RNA. RefSeq lists its product as hypothetical. The transcript has a single exon. Lineage: Eukaryota; Perkinsozoa; Perkinsida; Perkinsidae. The coding region runs from base 1 to 390 and encodes 129 amino acids. The record is from RefSeq and is a predicted model, not a curated record.